This is a messenger RNA of Rotaria socialis, 396 nucleotides long. The record is from the annotation of a GenBank genome assembly. NCBI's taxonomy places the organism in Eukaryota, Metazoa, Rotifera, Eurotatoria, Philodinida, Philodinidae.
AUGGCUGUAAUCUCCUCAAAAACUUUAAUCAGUCUUUUAUUCUUAUCAAUCUUAUAUUUCAAUUUGGCUUCGGCUCAACUAUUGUGUUGGCAAUGUAAUCCAUGUCCCGACCCUUUUGAUAACUCAUCGUCAUCAGUUUCAAUUGCUACAUGUACAUCAUCACAAACCAUUUGUGUGAAAAACGCAGUUAGUACACCCAGCAGUACUCAAAUAUCUAAAGGAUGCGUGUCAAGUUGCACGCCGAGUCGAUCAACUUCAUUUGGUAGUGGUGUUUCCGUUGAUUGUUGUAAUACAAACUAUUGUAAUUUAUCGACAAAAAAUGAAUUGUCAUUAACGAUUUGCAUACUAUUUAUGCCUCUCUACUGGUUGAUUGGUUAUCUUCGUCAAUAUAUAUAG